AUGGUGACAUCCUCAUCGUCGACCACCCGAACAAUAAGCUCCGCCGGCAACGUCCUCGACCCGACGACGGCGGCACCAGCUCUGUCAUGUUCCUCGUCGUUUCAUCUCCUUCCCGACGAAUGUCUUCGUCAUCGGUUGACGGCCAGAACGGCGGUUGUGGCAGCCAAAACGGCUAGAAAGGUGGCGGUUGCGACGGCCGGCCAUGAAUUUGACCGUGAAGGAACUCGUGGCCUUCCUCCACAACCACGGGCCAUCGACCUCGCUACUCUAAGAGCAGAUCGCCUCGAUUUCGUCGGCCCUCCUCCGCACGCCUUAGGUCGCAGCCGUCCAUUGCUCGCCACCGGACAGUCGUCCGCAACCGUCUCUCUUAUGCAAGCCAUCUGCCGGCGCCGUCUCGUUCCGCCAUCCUUCUGCUGCCGCCGUCUCGUUCUGCCGUCCAAACGCGCUGCCGUUUAG
This is a messenger RNA of Striga asiatica, 456 nucleotides long. The record is from the annotation of a GenBank genome assembly. NCBI's taxonomy places the organism in Eukaryota, Viridiplantae, Streptophyta, Magnoliopsida, Lamiales, Orobanchaceae.